CAACAGCAGCAGCAGCAGCAGCAACAGGCUACAGCUCCCCCACCCCCCUCGUCCCCUCACAGCUGACGCAACAGGCACCAAGCGCUCCUCUCGUACACACAAUGAUGUUCCGUGGCAGUUCGUGGUGCAGCGUGGUGCUGGUGGGAGUGGUCGUAGCUCUGGUCGUGUGUGUGGGCGUGGGUGAGGCUAUCCCUCCACCCAUCUGCCUCAACCAGCAGCUGCCCCUCAGCGCCUACGCUAAGAAGCUAUGCGUUGCCCUAGCUAACAUCUCAGAGUUCUCCAGGGCAAUGGAGGAAUAUCUAGAUGCUCAAGCCAUCAAGAACAGCAUGCCUGUGAACGAGCCCGAGGUCAAACGACAAGAUCUAGACCACGUCUUCCUGCGCUUCGGACGGUCCCAGUAACAAGUGAAGACGAAGGGGCUCGCUGAAGGACGAGACUCACGAGAUCGCUCGCGCUGAAGAGCAAGAGAAAAAAUGUUACUCUGCCAAUCAUUUUUAGCCUCUGUUGAUGCUACUUCUGAAUGGCUCUUGUAGUUCAUGUCUUUACCUAUGUAUAAUGACCUCUUAAUUAUCUAGACCAAAAAUGGCUGGCAUUGUUGCAUAAACACUUUACCUAUGUUAAUUUUUUUUUAAUAUUACGCCUCCAAAGAAAACAAUUUAUGUGUGUGAUUUUUAUUUGUAUUAAACUAAAGCCUAUUUAUAGAUACAGAUAUAUAAAUAUAUAUUUAUGUUUUUUAUCUAAUGUACAAUAUCUUUAGAAUAUUAUCUUUAGAAUAUUACAAAUAAAGCUGAAUCUCCCUACA
Molecule: messenger RNA, 802 nt
Organism: Cherax quadricarinatus
Lineage: Eukaryota; Metazoa; Arthropoda; Malacostraca; Decapoda; Parastacidae
Source: RefSeq, a predicted model, not a curated record